AAAAUAUCUUUGUACCGAUCCACCCGAACGAAUUCGGUAAUGAAACGUGCGUGAUCUUCCAGCGACUCAAUUUCAUUUUCGUGGCAUCAAUAAUCAAUAGUAUCUUUGGAGACACCGUGCCAGCGUUUCGUCUAUCCUCGGUCGCGUCGCUUUCCAGUCAUACAGAGCGACUAAUGAACAGAACAUGGGAUUGAAAACGAUUGCCACUUAUGGCCUCGGAAAAGGCAAGGCGGGAUCGAGAAGGGUGUCCCUUAGGAUUGCCCGGGGCUCGGUCCUCGACUUCUCCGCCAACGAAACGGCUCCGUCCGCAGGGAACCGCACCGGCGCGAUCGUCAACGCCGCCAACGAGGGAUGCCUCGAUGGGGGCGGCGUGGACGGGGCCAUCAACAAAGCCGGCGGCCCCGCGCUGUGGAAGGACCGCAAGGCCCUGCCGGUGGUGGCAAGGGGAAACGUUCGCUGCCCCACCGGCCACGCGGUGGUGACGGGACCGAAUUCCUACGGGGCGCUGCACGUUCCGUACGUGGUGCACGCGGUCGGGCCACCCUACGCCCACUUCGACGAGGACCGGUUUCCCGAGCUCGACGCCGCGUUGAGGUCGGCCUAUCGGCAGUCGCUGGACCGGUGCCGGGAAGAGGGCGUCACCGACGUUGCCUUUUCGUUGCUUUCCGCGGGCAUCUUCCGGGGCAGCCGGGGCCUUCCGGACGUCCUAGCGAUAGCCGCGGAAGCGAUCCGAGACUGGGUGGACGACGCCGAUGGAUUCACCACCGAUGCGGCGAACGCUGCCGCCGGUUCUAGUCCCGACGGCCAAGACGAGAGCGAGGUGCCGUCUCGCUCUCGCCCGCAUUGCUUGGAGAGCGUUACACUCUGUGGCUUUUCCGAAAAAGAACUCCUUGCGUUGACAACAGUGUGCCAAGCUUUGUUUGCAAAAGGCGACGACGACCAAGACGGAGAGGAGGACGAAGAAGAUGACCCAGACCGCAAAGUGGAGGAGGACAACUAGACCGCGACAAAAAAUAAUCCCGCGAAGAGACCACAACGACAGAGCAAAAGCCAUGUCUCGUGGGAUGAAGUUGUGGGGUCUCAUUAGCCUUUGCUAGACAUGUGAUUUGUAUUUAUUGCACAAGACUAUACCACAAUAGAAUGUUAGAAAAAGGAAGAAUAAAAUUGAUCAAGAUUAUUGCCGAAAAAUAUUUUAAGGGGUAGUACUACGCAGUAAGUGAUUAUAGCGUGUUUGUCUCGUUCGAGAAGGAUCCAUGCCAUUCCAUAUUGAAAGUGAAUCAUUUGUCGCCCUAUUCUUUCUUGUCGAACGACGAGACGAUGGUCCAUUGGACUUCAUCUCCGAACUUCAGCGGCGUGACCUUGUCUCGGCCGAAUUCAUAGGUCACCGGCACCUUCCAUGGCUUUCGCUCCAGCGUCAUCGUCUCGGUGUUGCGCGGGAGUCCGUAGUGGUCGGCUCCCCAGGAGCUGCAAAAGUCCUCGAGCUUGUCCAGGCAGCCCGCCUCGUCAAAGACCUGGCAAUAGAUCUCGACGGCGCAGUGGGCCGAAAAGACCCCGGCGCAACCGCAGGCCGAGAAUUUGGCGUAUAUGGGGUGGGGGGCGCUGUCCGUGCCCAGGAAAAACUUGGGCAGCCCACUGGUAGCGGCCUCCACGAGGGCCUUCCGGUGGAUCUCGGCCUUUUGGAGGGAAGUAGUGGCGUCGAGUCGGUCGCAAACAAGGCACGAGUGUUAGUUUGUGUUCUUUCUUUCCGUUCGUGUCUUCAGAACCCACACGGAAAUUGUCUUACCUUGAGAAUCGGGAGGCAGUACAAGUGCGGACGAAUCCCUCCGACGAGCAUGUCUGAAAGGUUGGAUUCGAGCAUUUAGCAAUGGUGGGUGGGAUAUACGUUGCACAAACAAAAAAACAAAAAAUGUGAGAAAAUAUUCGCUUGAUCUGGAUUCAGAUCUCAUGCACCAUAUAAAGUGGAAAUAGGUUG
Pseudo-nitzschia multistriata is the source of this 1972-nucleotide messenger RNA. The record is from the annotation of a GenBank genome assembly. NCBI's taxonomy places the organism in Eukaryota, Bacillariophyta, Bacillariophyceae, Bacillariales, Bacillariaceae.